This is a messenger RNA of Trypanosoma brucei brucei TREU927, 336 nucleotides long. RefSeq lists its product as hypothetical. The record is from RefSeq and is a predicted model, not a curated record. The transcript has a single exon. Lineage: Eukaryota; Euglenozoa; Kinetoplastea; Trypanosomatida; Trypanosomatidae. The coding region runs from base 1 to 336 and encodes 111 amino acids.
AUGGGGAUUAGUUUUUGUGUGUCACUGCACAGCCUCUUUGAAGAUGAUCUCAUUUCGCUAGAAGUUGUUGAAAAUAAGUAUAUGCAAUUUGUUUCGAAGGAUAUGAGGAACAUUUGUAAAACUGAAAAUUAUUUGGUUGUAGCUGGAAUACCUUCAUUAGAUAAUGAUGAAAGGUUUAGAAGAAGGAAUCUACAGAGAGAUACAUGUUGGAGUUACCCUGAAGUGGGAAGGAAUUCAAAUAAUUUCAGUGUAAAGUUGCUUAUAAUUUAUGUUAUUUCACCUCAUAUAAAUUACAAUUGUGAGCUGAGAGAAAUUGUUGGAGAAGAGGAUAUAUAA